GUAGAUCAGUUCUUGGACUCGGCUGAGACGAUUGUACUUCGGUGUCAUAAGGCGUAUAAGGAUAAGAGUGAGACGUUCAGGGUGGUCAGAGCGAUAGUAAAUGCCUUGCCAAGUGGAGUAGCGGAGAAAGUGAUCUCUGAAGUGAAGAGGGAGGCGAGGUCAAAGCGUGGCUCUUACAGAGACGUCAGUGAGGAGGAUUGGGAGACACUUUUACCCUUCUCUCUGGAGGUGGGAGAUGUGAUUACGGACGGUAUCACAGUGGUGGACAUCAUCAGAGAUGUCAGCAGGACCUCUGAGGACACCACCAGGAGAGAGACGGACAAGGUGGCGCUAAUAGCUCCGCCGACGAGUCAGCAGGGGGUUGGGAUGGCGGCAUCACAAGGAUCGGGUAGUGCAACUUCUACACAUCCCCCAAAGCAGUCACUGGAGUCAUGGGCAAGAGGUUUCAAAGCCUCGUUCGUUGUCACAGUCAAGGAGUUGAACGAACAGGAGAUAAAGAAGACUUUCCAACCAGAUGACUGGAGACCUUUGCGUAGUAGAGGAAAAGGCCAGGGGCAGAAAGUCGGAAAGGUGGUUGGGGCAGUUGUAGGGUAUAGCGAUGAGGUCAAGGGCAAGGCGUUGAUGGCCAAAGUCGCUGGGGAUGACCAACUGAAGCAGAAGUUCAGG
Perkinsus marinus ATCC 50983 is the source of this 666-nucleotide messenger RNA. RefSeq lists its product as hypothetical. The annotation marks the transcript as partial. NCBI's taxonomy places the organism in Eukaryota, Perkinsozoa, Perkinsida, Perkinsidae. The record is from RefSeq and is a predicted model, not a curated record. The transcript has a single exon.